GUGGCACACAUGUGCAACUAGUGUCCUCCAAGACUUAUACACAUGACUGUUGCGUUGUUCAUAACUUAAACAUGUGCACGUUACUUUGUGUAUAACUUAAACAUGUGUUUAAAACAUUCUUAAUGACUUAAACAUGGUCGUGUAGUGUCGUGCAUAAUUUACAUAAGUGUUACUUUGUGGAUAACGUACAUAUGUGCAUGUGGAGUUGAAGAUGUCUAACACAUGUGCGUGUGGAGUCGUGGAUCACUUAUACAGGUGUAUUUGACGCAGUGGAUAACUUACACAUACUAGAUGGCUCCUAACCCACUCAGUCGUGAGAGAGAGGCACGCAGGGAGGGUGCUUGGUGGCGUGUGUACAGUCCCUCUCUGGUGUGUCUGGCUAUCAUGUGCCUAGCCACCAUCUACCUCGCCUAUGCUGCCUUCGCCUCCACCCACCUGCGACCAUCAGACAUCAUCGUAAACUCACAGUGGUCUCUCUCCUCCAGCAACCACUCGGUGACGGUGAGCGGGACAGUACCUGGUGGGGUGUACUCAGACUUGCUCCUGGCUGACGUUCUCACCGGAGGUGACCUCUACUACCGCUACAAUGACCUCGACUACCGCUGGGUCGCUGAAGAAAACUGGACCUACUCUACUCUUGUACAAGGUGAUGCAGCGUUGCUGGGGCACGAACGUGUGGCACUCAUCUUCGAGGGACUGGACACAGUGGCCCGGGUGCUGGUCAAUGACGAGCUGGUGGGCACCUCUGAUAACAUGUUCGUCAGAUAUGUCUAUGACGUUAAACAACUACUUAAGGAGUCUGAAGAUAACACGCUGCAAGUAGAGUUUGAGUCUCCCGUGGAGUAUGCAGCGAGGCAGUACGAGGCCCAGGCUGCCGACUACGUGGUGCCCCCCAAGUGUGUGGAUGAUGCUUACAAGGGAGUGUGCCAUGCCAACCACAUCCGCAAGAUGCAAGCUUCCUUUAGCUGGGACUGGGGACCAGCAUUCCCCAACCUGGGUAUAUGGAAAGACUGGCAUUUGACUGGUUGGAAUACUCUGUUGGUGAGUGAUGUGUUCUUCUCAGCAGUGCCAGCCUCCCCGCUCCCCACAGUGCCAGAUCAUGAUCUGAGGCCAAGCUGGAUUAUUACUGUAAAGGUGUGGUGUGAUGCUGCUAUACAGUCAGGUAAUGUUUUUGGGAACGUGGUGAUCACCGUGGGUAACAUCUACACCUCAGAACAUCCUGUCAGUGCCACAGUAGAACAUUAUGAAACUCAGUUGACUUUCACUUUCACUAUUGAUGAGGGUGAGAUAGAGAUGUGGUGGCCCAACGGCUAUGGUUCUCAGCCACUUUAUAAUAUGACCAUCCUGUGGACCGAUACAAAUCAAUCUGAAACUUCCAGCAAGAGUAUUCGUGUUGGAUUCCGCACUGUCGAACUAAACCAGGAUUUUGUUGAUUCCAGUGACGAGACGAAAGGUCGACACUUCCGGGUGCUGGUGAACAAUGUAACAAUGUUCAUGAAAGGCAGUAACUGGAUACCGGCCCAUGUGUUGCCAGAAUCCGUCACUGUAGACUACACUCGCUACCUGCUACAAGCCGCCGCAGACACACACCAGAACUGUAUACGUGUCUGGGGUGGAGGCAUCUACGAGAGUGAUGCAUUUUAUGAGAUUGCUGAUGAACUGGGUAUUCUGAUCUGGGAAGAUUUUAUGUUUGCAUGCAGCAUGUAUCCUGUAAAGCAGGAUUUCUUGGACUCGGUAAAAACAGAAGUAACUAGCCAAGUGCGGCGCUUACAGCAUCACGCCAGCAUCCUCCUCUGGGCCAGCAACAACGAAAAUGAAGCUGCGCUUAGAGGAAAUUGGUACGGCACAUCUUCCAACUUUGAACAGUAUAAAGCAGAUUAUGUUGUGUUAUACGUAGACACUAUUCGAAGUAUAGUUGAAGAUCUGGAUAGCUCCCGGUCCUUUGCGGUCAGUUCUCCCAGUAAUGGUAUCGAGUCGGAGGAAGAAGGAUACAUUGCUCAGAAUCCAUACAGCAACUUGUAUGGAGACGUUCACUUUUACGACUACCUCAGUGACGCCUGGACUGGAAAAAGUACACCACGUACUAGAUUUGCCUCUGAGUAUGGCUUCCAGUCUUGGCCUUCCUUCAUAACCUUAAAAGAAGUGACAAGUGAAGAAGACUGGAGUAGUUGGUCUCCAAUGAUGUACCACCGACAGCAUCAUCCAGGAGGACAGGAGGAACUGUCACUGCAGAUUGGUCUUCAUAUGCACCUCCCACCAGAAGAUGGAAGUCUAAAGUCUUUUCAAGAUUAUCUAUACCUUGGACAGAUCCAUCAAGCAGUAGCGAUAAAGACAGCAACUGAAUUCUAUCGUCGAGGCAUGAGUGUUUUGGAAGACAAUGGCGAGGGUUACACCAGCGGGGCACUGUACUGGCAGCUUAAUGAUAUCUGGCAAGGGGCAUCUUGGGCAUCAAUUGAAUAUGGAGGUCGGUGGAAGAUGCUGCAUUACUACUCCAAAAAAUUCUUUUCUCCUCUCAUAGUAACUCUUUCACGAGAUAAUGAUGAUAUAAACGUGUACGUGGUGAGUGACUUGGUGGAGGAUGUGUCACACCUGGUGUUAAGUAUUGACCUUUAUCGAUAUGAUCAGAGAGAUAAGGUCAAUUCUUACAACACCACCUUGACCGCCGUAACAGCAGAAGGAAAUUUAUGUUGCAACCUUAAAUACCAUGACUCGUUUUUCAUAGAAAACCCUUUAAGAGCUGAGAAGUUUUCGUCACUUUUACAGAAAUAUAUUUUCUUAUAUUCGGAUGUCUAUAACAGAUAUUGUUACAUAAAGAGUGGCCAUUAUUUAAUAUGUAAUUACAAAAAACAUACUUUUAUACUACAGGUUGAAUCCAUCUCUGGGCCUGAAACAACAUCUAAGAGCAACUGGACCUUCACAGUUAAAGUAACAAACGACGCAAUAUCACUGUUCGUGUGGCUUGAGGUGGAUGAGUCAGGUGUAUUCUCUGAUAAUGGCUUCCUGAUGACUGAAUCACAGGUGGACAUCUUAUUUUAUUCACUGUCAGAGACUACUGUAGAUGCUCUCCAGAGCUCCAUCACUGUUAAGUCUCUCACUGACACCUACAGUGAAGGUACUGUAGUUCAUCCUGCAACUGAGGCUGUGCUCGACGAUUCCUUCCAUCCUAAUGAUAUUAGGAAUAUUUUGUUUGUGUAAGUAAUGCCAUAAUAUACUAUAUUUAGAAUAUAACAGGCAUUAAGGAAUAAAUUGAUAACAUUUU
Cherax quadricarinatus is the source of this 3259-nucleotide messenger RNA. The record is from RefSeq and is a predicted model, not a curated record. Lineage: Eukaryota; Metazoa; Arthropoda; Malacostraca; Decapoda; Parastacidae.